Messenger RNA from Aureobasidium melanogenum CBS 110374, 921 nucleotides. RefSeq names its product mitochondrial glyco protein. Gene Ontology annotation, cellular component: mitochondrial matrix. The transcript is spliced from 4 exons. The record is from RefSeq and is a predicted model, not a curated record. Gene Ontology annotation, biological process: cytosolic ribosome assembly. The coding region runs from base 1 to 921 and encodes 306 amino acids. Lineage: Eukaryota; Fungi; Ascomycota; Dothideomycetes; Dothideales; Saccotheciaceae.
AUGCUGUCUUUGCGCCAACUCUCUCGCCAACUCCCCCGCGGUGUCGCUCGUCUGACUUCGACCGCCGCUCGUCAGCCUCUGCGCACUCCCGCUUUUGCCGCUGCCAGAACUGCCGCCCACUUCUCCACUUCUCUGAUCCGUCGUCAAGAUGCCACUACUCAGGAGCUUGCCGCCAAGCUGAACUCGGAAAUCGCCCUCGAGAAGGAGCAGCAAGCAGACGACAGCUACCGCUACAACUGCCAGGAAUACAUCGACAACAGCGAGUUCAAGAUCGAGGACAAGGCCGGCACAGAGGAGGUUCACCUCACCAGAACAUACGGCGAUGAGAACAUCAAGGUUACCUUCUCCAUUGCCGACUUCAACACUUACGACGAAGAGGCCGACGCUGAGGACCCUGCUCUUUACGGUGAUGAGGACGGCGCCCUCGAUAUGGAUGGUCAGUCUGGCGGUGCCAACACCAAGGGCGCCGUGAACCAGGGCCGCACCUCUGGUGGUAACAUCCGUGUCGCCCCCGAGGAUGAGAUCGCUCCUGCCGACAGACCUGAGCUCCAAGAUGAGGAGGACAACUCGGCAAGCUUCCCCGUUCGUGUUCAAGUCACCGUGACCCGCGAGGGCAAGGGUGCCCUCGCCAUUGAGUGCCUGGCUCAAGAUGGCGAAAUUAGCAUAGAGAACGUCUACCACUUCCCCACUGCCGAGUUGGCUGAGGCCAAGACAGCCGAGAAGGACUGGGCAAGAAGAAGUCUCUACACGGGACCUCCAUUCGGCCAGCUUGAUGAGGAUCUUCAGAUGCUCUUGGAGCGAUUCCUCGAGGAGAGAGGCAUCAACACCCAGAUGGCCCUCUUCAUUCCCGAAUACAUCGACUUGAAGGAGCAGAAGGAGUACAUUGGAUGGUUGAACAACAUGAAGAGCUUCGUUUCAUAA